AUGGCUACAGAUUCUCUGCUCCUCCAACUCGAAACCUACCAUCGAGUGUCCCUCCUCAUGUAUGCCUGCCUCUUAUGGCUUGUGUAUCUCCCAUGCCGCCUCUGGCGGCGCAUAAAACCUCUCGACUUCUUGCCAGCCGGACUGCGCACGAUACUUUCCCUCCCACCCGCCGCUAGCGAUGCAGCCCCUACAAAGGGAACGGUCCCCGAGAUCCACUGGCCUCACUUUGACUCGACUGACUACUUCCGCAUCUUCUGUCAUUUCCUAUUCUUGAUCACGCUCCAAGUCUACAUCGCUGCCAGUCGGGAACGUGACCUAUGGCUCUGGGGCAACUCGCGCUUCAAGUCCACGUACGGCAUCGAACUCCUUCAUGGCCUUCCCUACCCGCGAUGGGGGCCCCGGGUUGACCCACGACUCAUGGCAUCUCACGGGGAGCUUUGGGAUCGCAUGACCUUUAUCAUCGGUUUAAUACCCGAGUUCCUAGUAGCGUCCUAUCUCUGGCUAGACCGGUACUUGGCGCUGCUAGGUGGUGCUCUUUGGACAGUUUUGAGGCGCACCAUGGGCGACGGAGUACUUCAGCAGGCUUUCGGAUAG
Molecule: messenger RNA, 594 nt
Organism: Parascedosporium putredinis
Lineage: Eukaryota; Fungi; Ascomycota; Sordariomycetes; Microascales; Microascaceae
Source: the annotation of a GenBank genome assembly